GAGCCGCGCCCCCCUCACGCCAACAGCCUUCGGUACGAGAAGUGCACCCCGCUCGCCUCGCGUAGCUGUGGAGCCAGUUUGGUGCAAAGGCGUGCAGAGGGGGCUAGCUGGGUUCCCAACCGGACCCGACGUAGACCCGGGAGUGGUGCGCUCCUUCUCAACGGGAUGUGCAGAUGGAGGCCGGAGGAGACCCUGCUGCCCCAGCCCCCGGGGACGCCGAGGACUUGGAGGACACGCGGCUCCCCAGUGAGGAGGCUGGAGACGGUGGAGGGGUUCAGGAGGACCCUACAGAUUCCGAGGACCGGAGCCUGGAGGAAACAGGAUCCAAGACCAAGGACCAGCCACCCAGCCUGCUGUCACCACUGCCCCAGUCAGAGUCCCCUUCAUGUACCCGUGAGCUCUGGGAUCCUGCAGCCUCUGAGAAUAAUGCCAUGGAUGACUCUGAGAGUGGCUCCGGGGGCCAGGGCGGAGAUCCAAGUGACGAGGACUGGCGCAGCAAGCGAAAGCACGUGUUUGUACUGAGUGAGGCAGGCAAGCCCAUCUACUCGAGGUACGGUAGUGUGGAGGCACUGUCGACUACCAUGGGUGUGAUGACAGCUCUCGUGUCUUUCGUGCAGAGUGCAGGAGAUACCAUCCGCGCCAUCUAUGCUGAGGACCACAAGCUGGUGUUCCUACAGCAGGGCCCACUGCUGCUGGUGGCUGUGUCAAGGACUCCUCAGUCAGCAGCCCAGCUGCGGGAGGAGCUUCUAGCUGUGCACGCACAGAUCGUGAGUACACUGACCCGUGCAAGUGUGGCCCGCAUCUUCGCCCGUAAGCAGAACUACGACCUCCGCCGCCUGCUAGCUGGCUCCGAGCGCACCCUAGACCGGCUUCUGGACAGUGUGGAGCGGGACCCAGGUGCCCUGCUCCUGGGUGCGGUCCGCUGUGUGCCCCUCACUCGCCCGCUGCGGGAAGCACUGGGUACACUGCUCCGACGUUGCACAGCACCUGGCCUGGCACUGUCCGUGCUGGCGGUGGGUGGUCAACUGGUGACAGCAGCCCAGGAGCGGAAUGUGUUGGCUGAGUGCCGGCUGGACCCAGCUGACCUGCAGUUGCUGCUCAACUGGGUCAGUGCACCUGCCUUUGCAGCAGGGGAAGCGUGGGCACCUGUGUGCCUGCCCCGCUUCAACCCAGAUGGUUUCUUCUAUGCCUAUGUGGCCCGCCUGGACGCCAUGCCUGUCUGCCUGCUGCUACUUGGCACUGACCCUGAGGCCUUCCAUGACAUGGCCACCUGCCGGCGCCUGGUGGAAGACGGCAUGCACACGCUUGGUGCCAUGCGUAACCUUGGGGAGGCUGCCAGUUUCUCUAAUGCCCCAUCAGCCACUGCCCCAUCCUACAGUGUGCAGGCCGUGGGAGCACCUGGCCUUCGUCACUUCCUCUAUAAGCCACUGGACAUCCCUGACCAUCACCGCCAGCUGCCUCAGUUUACCAGCCCUGAGCUAGAGGCCCCGUACAGCAGAGAAGAGGAACGGCAGCGACUGUCGGACCUAUACCACCGCCUGCAUGCUCGCCUCCAUAGUAGCUCCCGGCCGCUGCGCCUCAUUUACCACGUGGCUGAGAAGGAGACUCUGCUGGCCUGGGUAACCUCUAAAUUUGAGCUCUAUACCUGCCUCAGCCCCCUGGUGACCAAGGCAGGUGCCAUCUUGGUAGUGACCAAACUCCUACGCUGGGUGAAGAAAGAGGAAGAUCGGCUUUUCAUUCGUUAUCCACCCAAGUACUCGACACCUCCGGCAGCCUCAUCUGCCUCUACGGACCAAGCUUCCCAUAAUGGCUUGUUCACUGGAUCUUGAGUGGCAGAACCUCCCAGAUGGGGCAGUGCUGGGAACAACUACCUUUGGCUCUUACCUUCUGUCUCCACCCUGCAAAGGGGGAGCUGGAAGGGGUGGGGUGGUUGAUGGUGGUGUCUGUGGCUGGUCUCUCUCUCCCUGGACAAUAAGGCAAGAUCUGAGGGCUUGCCCACGAAUGAGAGAUGACUGGACAUAGGUCAGCAGGCUGCUUCCUCAGCCCCUCCUGCAUCUCCACCUAUGGAGAAAUCCUUAGGCUUCUUCCCUUCCCUCUGCCUCACUAUCUCCACUUGGAUGAUGUUCCAGCCUCUGUCAGGGACUUUCUCCUCCGUUACCUAGGCACCAUGCCCUCUGUCCUGCAUCUGGAGUUGGCCUCCACGGUGGGCUCUUAGCCCUGAGUGUCCAGGGAUGGCCAAGGUCUCUGUGGGUGACCCAUGGGACCAGCCUGUGCUGGAACUGACCUAAAGAUACUUAAAAGAAAAGGUCUAGACCAAUCCCCACAGGGACAUUCUUUCGCCCUUGUUGUACUUCAUCUCCCUGUCAAAAGGGACCCCAUCAGUGUUGGCUGCUGCUAAUGUUAAUGAGAAAGGUGGUCCUCGCAGUCUGUCUGUGUAACCCAGGGCAAAGCCCCCGACUUCACACAGAGAUCCAGAACUUUUACGUAGGAGGUGACUUAACUUCUAAGGCUCCUUCUGCUCAUUCGUGAAAUAGAGAUAACUGACCUCUCACCGGCUAAGUGAGCAUUUGUGAAUGAAAAGGGACUCGGACCCGUGUGUACCACCCCACGACACAUGGACAUUUGCCCCAGACUUUCUGACAACCUGCACUACACGAGCAACCUGGAGGGGGCGAGACCUUUCUAAUUUGUAUAUGUACUCACAACACUCGGUCCCCAGUCACUAAGACCCUAGUUCUAGCCUUGUUUUCUCCAAGCGAAUUACAGCCGCAUGUCGCUGAGCCAGAGGCUCACGGAAACUCCUUUGCGCUCAUCCUGGUCCAGUGCUGCACGCAUGCGCGCUGCAGAGCCUUCCUGCCCUCGCGUGCUCCUCCCCCCCCCCCCAUCAAUUGUCGAAGGCGCAUGCGCCUAACUAACUCCUGCUGGGAAAAUGGCGGCCAAGUUGGAGCCGCUGGCGGCCUCGGAGGAGGCGGAGGAGGGCGAGGGCAAGGGAUGCGCGGGUAAGCCGGCCGCGGCCAGGGCAGAGGGGAAGCCUCUGUCCCAGUCCAAUAGAGAGAGAUUGAUAGCAGUUCCAAAAAAAAAGGAGUAAAACUUUAGGCCUUUUAUAACAAGGUAAAUAAUACUUAAGUAUGCAUCUCUUCAAGCAACGGAUGGAGGUAGACAUUCUCACAAAAACCACCCUGCUGCCACAUCUGAGGAAAUUCACAGUAACUCCCCAUCCUCUGACACCCAGGCGGUUCACACGUUGUGUGGACUUUUAAAUCCUAAUCCCACAGACCAGACCGCUUUUCUCCAGGGCGUUGUGACAAUGAUGCCCACACCUUCGGGAGAGGGGAGGGAGGGGAAUUGCCGUCUAGAAAAGAAGAAAACCCCCAAGACUGUCCCGCCAUGUACCCGUCACUGUUUCAACAGCUGCCACCUUUCCGCCCUCCGCUCACCCAUAACCCCCUUUCUGCAGCCUAAACCGCUGUGUUAAUAAACACGGUUGCAUUUUGUCCAGACCUGUCUGCAGACAUCGACAAUAACUUGUUUAUUGUCCUAGGAUGUCAGCGCCAUGAGAACCAUUCGUUGCUCUUUCCCCAAGGCCCAAACAAUGCCUGCUUGGCACAUAGUAGGUGCUCAAUAAUUUGUGUAUUGUAUGAAUAAUGAAGUAACUAACAUGGAGAGCUCUCUCAGAUUAGGGCCACACAUUGAAUGCCAGCUUUCUACAAAGACCCGACAGAAAUGAGACCGAUGCCAAUAGAUCUCAUUGAGCACUUACUGCAGCUGCCACCUACUACAAAGCUUUUAGUAUCCACUUUCAAGUUUGUCACAAUUGAAGUUACUUCAUCAGCAAGGAGGAAAUUUAAGAGCAGGUGAUGUUACCAUUUUUAGCCAUUAAAAUUGGCUUUAUAAAAGGAGAGAUGAUAUCUAAUAUUGAUUACUCUGGGGGGAAAGGCCAUCUUUUAUCUCACUUGGAGAGCUGACCAGUAAACGCUUAGCUGGAGGCAGUUUGGCAGAACAUUUUUAGCAUCUAAAAUGCUAGUCACUAUAUUCGGCCACCGUGCUUAGUAAUCAGGAGAAUAUAGAGAUACCUGGGCCAGAAAAAGUCAUUAGGACAUUGUUGAUGGAAGCCAAAAAAAAAAAAAGGAGCAAUUAUGGAAAUGGCUAAGCUUAGGUAUAUUCAUGCAUAUUGUGGAAUGCCUGUGUGUGGUGGACCUUUAAAAUUUUUUGAGCAGCAGGAAAAAAAAUGGUUAAAUUGCAAUUUAAUUUAAAAUAAUUAAAAUUUAAAAGGAUAAGACCAUGAUUUAUUGGCACAGAAUGAACUCUAAAAAGAUAUUUUUAUGAGGAAAAAGUUUGGAUUUCCAAAAUAAAGUAGAAGCAAUGUCAGCCAUAGCCCUUUGUAGGUUGCACAGAAAAAUAUCUGAAGGCAAAAGGCCUCACUGAUGACUCUUAAUAAGGGACUUGGAUCUUGGGGGCUGUGCAAAAGUGGAGACAUUUUUGUGAUGGUUUUUCUUUUAGGAAACUGUAAGUAGCACUGCAUAAUUUUUUAAAAGAUGAGAACGAGGGAAAUUUGAAUUGCAUCCGAGAAUCAUAUUAAUAUUGGUUAAUAUUGGCAUCUUGGUUUGGAUGGUUGUACUGUGGUUAUCUGGUAGAUUCCCCUUGAAUAGAGUAAAUAUACACUGGAACAUUAAGGAAUAAUGGGCCAUGGUGCCUGCGAUUUAUGGUACAGAAACGCUCACAAAUGGGAAACCUGAUACAAGGCAAGUAGGAGCACUGUGGUCUAUUUCUACAACUUUUAUGUACAUCUGAAAUGAUUUCAAAAUAAAAUGUUUAAAAGGGG
Molecule: messenger RNA, 4822 nt
Organism: Myotis lucifugus (little brown bat)
Lineage: Eukaryota; Metazoa; Chordata; Mammalia; Chiroptera; Vespertilionidae
Gene: MON1B
Product: MON1 homolog B, secretory trafficking associated
Exons: 6
Coding region: 174-1829 (551 amino acids)
Biological process (GO): vesicle-mediated transport; protein targeting to vacuole
Source: RefSeq, a predicted model, not a curated record